AUGCUGGUACCAUUACUAGCAGUGGCGAUCGUGUUCACCUACACGACCACCAUGGCCGACGUUCGACGAAAGGCUCCUGGUGCGGAUGAACCAGUCAUCAUAGUUGGUGGAGGAUUGGCAGGACUUUCUGCUACGCUAGAAGCAUUGAAUAGCAAUGCUAAGGUGAUCCUUAUCGAUGGAGAGAAAAAUCUUGGAGGAAACUCGGCUAAAGCCAGUAGUGGGAUGAGCGCAUGCGAAACCGUUGUGCAAGAGCGUUUGGGCAUCAACGAUUCCAGAGCUCUCUUCUUCUCGGACACUAUGAGCGCAGGUGAUCGAGAGAAUGAUGAGGCUUUGGUGGAUCUGUUGGUCAGCUCUUCAUCGGAUGCCGUUGAUUUUCUGUUAGAAAAAGGUGUAGAUCUAAAUGAUGUGAAUCUUUGCGGAGGACACUCCGUACCGAGGACACAUUGGAUACCCCCACCAAAGGAAGGCCGUGCUGUCAACGUUGGAUUCGGAAUAAUUUCAAAGCUCAAAGAGCACAUACUCAACAUCCAGAAGGAAAGACCUGAUGAUGUCAAAAUCAUGACCGAAACACGAGUGGUUGGAUUAACGUCUUGGAAUGCUUAUGUUACCGGUGUGAAUGUGAUAAAGGAUGGAAAACGAUCUGAGGUCAACGGAAAGGCAGUGAUUCUCACGACCGGUGGAUUCAGUGCCGAUAGAAACGAGGAAGCCAGUUUAUUGCAUGAAUUUGCUAGCGAUAAGCUGAGGUUCCCUACCACUAAUGGACCUUGGGCUCGAGGCGAUGGCGUGAAAAUGGCAAGAGCUAUGGGAGCCAAGGUGAUUGGUAUGGAUAGAGUACAAGUGCAUCCCACUGCAUUUGUGGAUCCCGCUGAUCCGGGAGCUGGCACGAAAUUCUUGGCUGCAGAAGCUUUGAGAGGAAAGGGAGCAAUUCUGAUCAACCUUGAUGGAGUUCGCUUUGCUAACGAGCUUGGUCGACGUGAUUAUCUAACUGGUAGAAUUCUGCAGGAUUGCAAACCUAUUACGAAAUUCAAUAACGGCUCCGCUGGUCUGACAUCAGCUAUCAUGAUAAUGAACGAUGAGGCAGUGGAUGGUUUUGGUCGAGCAUCAUUUUCAUUCUAUCACAUUGUCAAGAAGUUCUUCACGAAAUAUGAUACCAUGGAAGCUUUUGCUAACGCUGCCGAUAUUCCGUAUACUAAGCUCAAGCAAACCAUCGAGGAUUAUAACAAGUUUGUAGAGAAGAACAAAGAUGGCAAAAAAGAGAAGGACUCUUUUGGAAAGACGGUAUUCCCUGUAGCUUUUGAUUUGGAUAAGCCAGUGUAUGCGGCCAUAAUCACACCUGCUAUCCAUUAUACCAUGGGCGGUCUGAAGAUUGAUAAACAGGCACGUGUGAUCAACGAGUAUACCACGGCACCAUUCAAAGGAUUGCUUGCAGCCGGAGAAGUUACUGGUGGCGUCCAUGGUGCCAAUCGACUUGCCGGUAACUCUCUUCUUGAAUGUGUGGUGUUCGGAAGAGUCGCUGGACGAAACGCUGCAGCUACGAAUUAUUCUCACGAAGAGUUAUGACGCCAAAUGUUUUGGAUCCUACCGGAUCUCCCUAAUUGGCUCGUUGCAUUGAUGGUUUUUGUUGCUAUUGUUGCGUGUAUCUCAUUCAUUAGAAAAAAGUUCUAUUGGCAAAUAAGGCGCACCAUGAGAAAAUUCUCGCAUGUUCACUAGUAUUUUUCUCGAUUUUACAUAAGCUAUUUUUGUGUUUGCAAAAUUCAACGCAUUGUAUUCAAAGCUUAAUAUAUUUGUUGAGAUUGUUGGGAUGCAGGUGUCGGUGAAGUUGUGCUAAUACGUCACUGGUUUCGUUUCGUGAU
This is a messenger RNA of Cylicocyclus nassatus, 1853 nucleotides long. Lineage: Eukaryota; Metazoa; Nematoda; Chromadorea; Rhabditida; Strongylidae. The record is from the annotation of a GenBank genome assembly.